This is a messenger RNA of Cetraspora pellucida, 256 nucleotides long. The record is from the annotation of a GenBank genome assembly. Lineage: Eukaryota; Fungi; Glomeromycota; Glomeromycetes; Diversisporales; Gigasporaceae.
AUGAAACGAAAGGCUGUCAAUACCGAAAAAAAGAAUGAAAGGGUUGCAGAACAAGAGGCAUUAAAAUAUCUUGGUUAUGAUGCUUCUUCGGAUAAUUGGCAUGAUCUUGACAAUACUUGGGCCAAGAAUUUUUUAAAAGCGAAAAAGAUAAUAGAUCAAAAAGCUUAUGUAGCUUUAAAAGAAAAGGUGCGUUUUUUAUUUGACAAAGGACAUACUGAAAGGGGUGAUCAAGGAAUGCGAAAAAGAGAAUUCACUG